CUCGGCGCCGCUUGUGGGCGGGCGGUAACUUUGUUGCUCGCUGGGGCAGAGCCGUGUUUGUGGUUCCUCUACCGCUAUCCCUGGCCCCGACGGGCGGGCGGGGCUGUUCCCGGGCCCAGCCUCUUCAGCCCGGGGCGGCGCUGAGCUUGGUGCUAUAAGGACCAUCAAGGAGCUCGGUCUCCCGCGGCUGUCUGUGUGAGUCAGAGAGGCGGCGUCGGGUGGCGAUAGCAGUAAUUAGCCUCGGUAAAUUCUGGGAAUAUUUCCUUAAAGUUUUAUCUGUUUUUUUUCUUGUAAAAAGAAAAGAAAUGUGUUAAAGCUGUAUUUAAAAACAACAACCUGCUCAGAUAUGAGCAGUGCCAGUAAUUCACUGGCACGUGAAUUUUUGAUAGAUGUCAAUCGUCUCUGCAAUGCUGUUGUCCAGAGGGCUGAGGCCAGGGAGGAGGAAGAGGAGGAAACUCACAUGGCAGCACUUGGACAAUACCUUGUUCAGGGACGUGGUUUUACUUUGCUUACCACGCUUAAUUCCAACAUAGAUCAGGAGUUGACAUGUCGAGAAGAACUUCUAACUCUCCUCCUGUCGCUUCUACCAUUGGUGUGGAAAAUACCUGUCCAAGAAGAAAAAGCGAUAAAUUUUAAUCUACCCUUCACAAUUGACAUAUGCCUGACCAAAGAGACACAUUCAAGUUAUUUGAGAUCUACAUGGGAAAAACUAAGUUUAGAAGGAAUAGUUCAUCCAUCCUUUCAGACUCCUGUAAAAUUAAAUUCUUCAUCUCGAAAAACUAAGCGUCAGCGCAAAAUCACCCAUCGGUAUUCUGUGAGGGAUGCAAGAAAAUCUCAGUUAUCUACUUCGGAUUCAGAAGGCAAUUCAGACGACAAGACUACCAUAAUGAUUAAACACAGACGGUCUCAAAUCCUACAGCCUUUUGUAACAUACCCACCUAGGGACGACUACCUUGCAAGAACAGGUGAUUCCCCACUGGCAGAAGUAGUGCGAAGUUUUAAUCCCGAUCCCAUGAGUCUAGAAAAUUCCAGACAAAUCAUUCCAGCACAAGAGUCAAAAUCUGAGGUUUUAAAUGAGUCAGCUGCAGCAGCAAUUGUCAGCAGCAUGAACAAUUCUCCAUUUGACUUGUGCCAUGUCUUGUUGUCAUUGUUAGAAAAAGUAUGUAAAUUUGAUAUUACCUUGAAUCAUAAUUCUGCACUUGCAGCCACUGUAGUGCCCACCUUAACAGAAUUCUUAUCAGGAUUUGGAGACUGUUGCAAUACGAGUAGUGAAGCAGAAAGUGAAGUGGUUUCUGCAGGCUGGACAGAAGAACCUGUGGCUCUGGUUCAAAGGAUGCUCUUUAGAACAGUGCUGCACCUUUUGUCCAUAGAUAUUACCAGUGCUGAAACUAUGCCUGACAACUUGAGAAAAAAUCUAACAGAUUUACUUAGAGCAGCUUUAAAAAUUAAAACUUGUUUGGAAAAGCAGUCUGAUCCUUUUUCUCCAAGACAAAAGAAAACACUACAGGAGGUUCAAGAUAACUUUGUGUUUUCUAAGUAUCGCCACAGAGCCCUCCUUUUACCUGAGCUUCUAGAAGGGGUUUUGCAGAUUCUGAUCUGUUGUCUUCAGAGUGCAGCUUCCAAUCCAUUUUAUUUUAGUCAAGCUAUAGAUCUCGUUCACGAAUUUAUACAACACCAGGGAUUCAAACUAUUGGAAAUGACAGUGCUUCAAAUGGAAUGGCUGGUUGCAAGGGAUGAGGAAAUAACUACCGAAGCCUCAGAACAUCUAAAAGCCCUAAUCAACAGCAUUAUGAAAAUAAUCAGCACUAUCAAAAAAGUGAAAUCAGAACAGCUUCAUCAGUCAAUGUGUACAAGAAAGAGGCAUAGACGAUGUGAGUAUUCUCACUUCAUGCAUCAUCACAGAGAUCUCUCGGGGCUUCCAGUUUCUGCUUUUAAAAACCAGGUUUCCAGAAACCCCUUUGAGGAGGUAGUACAUGGAGAAGUUCAUUAUCCUGAACGCUGCUGUUGCAUUGCUGUUUGUGCUCAUCAGUGCUUCCACUUGCUGCAGCAAGUUUCUUUGAGCAGCACCUGUGCUCAGAUUCUAUCAGGUGUACAUAAUGUAGGAAUAUGUUGUUGUAUGGAUCCAAAGUCUGUGAUUACUCCAUUACUUCAAGCUUCCAAGUUACCAGUGUUAAAAAACUUUCAACAGCAUAUAUUGAGCAUCCUUAGCAAGUUCAUAUUGGAUCAAUUGGGAGGAACUGAAGUGUCUCAAAAAAUUAUACAGGCAGCCUGCAAUAUUUGUACUAUUGACUGUGACCAGCUUGCUGAGCUAGAAGAUACCCUGCAAAGCAACUCGGCUGAUAUUGGUCUCGCAUCAAAUUUUUCAUGUCCCUCUUAUAGGUUUCAAGGGAUUUUGCCUAGUAGAGGAUCUGAAGACAUGUUGUUGAAGUGGGAUGCUUUGGCGGCUUACCAGGACUUUGCUUUUGAAGAAGACAAACAACACAGUGUGCAGAUAGCAAGCCACAUUUGCCAUUUAAUCCAAAAAGGCAAUGUGGUGGUUCAGUGGAAGCUGUACAACUAUAUAUAUAACCCAGUGCUCCAGAGAGGGGUUGAGUUAGCUCAUCAUUCUCAACAGCUCGGUAUAACUGCAGCAUGCAAUCACGUAUGCAGCUGUCAUAGCCGACAUUUGUCCCAGGAGGUACUUCAAAUUUAUUUACAGACACUACCUGCAUUAUUUAAAUCCAGGAUAAUACAAAAUCUGUUCUUAAGUUCUAAUGGAGUGAAUCAAAUGACAGAACUGAAUUACUUAGAUUCUGUAAGAAGUCACUCUCUGAAAGUAUUUGAAACUCUGAUAUUCUGCCUUGGAGAUCAGCCGAAAGACAAAGCAAUGCCAGAACUAGAGGGUAUGGAUAAUGAACAAAAGGAGCCCAUUUUAGAUUUAGUGACUUCCUUUCGUAGCCAGCAGAUGAUUUCUGAUGUUCCUCAAAGCCUGAGGAAGUUUUAUGCAGGCCUCAGAGAAGCUUAUCCAAAGAAGAAAAAGUAUGUCAAUCAAGAUGUUCAUGUCAAUUUGAUAAAUUUAUUUCUCUGUGUGGCUUUUUUGUGUGUAAGUAAAGAAGAGGAGGAUCGGGAUUCAGCUAAUGAUUCUGAAGAUACAUCAGGCUAUGAUAGCACAGCUAGUGAGCCUUUGAGUCGCAAGCUACCAUGUCUCUCACUAGAGAGCCUUACUUUACCCUCCCCAGAACAUAUCCACAGGGCAGCAGACAUUUGGUCUAUAUGUCGUUGGAUCUAUUUGUGUAGUUCAGUUUUCCAGAGACAGUUCCAUAGGCUUGGUGGUUUUGAAAUUUGUCAUAAAUUAAUAAUCAUGAUAAUCCAGAAACUUGCCAAAAAUAAAGUAAAGGAGCAAGAGGAAAAGGCGAGAGCUUUAAGUGAAAAUAAUAAAUGUUUAAAUGGCAGUCCUCCUAAUGAACCUGUUUUCAAAAAAGAUUCAUAUCACUUGACUGUGAACAAACAGUUGACAGAAUCAGAGUUUAAUAGUCUUGAUGAAAAUCCUGAUGCUACUGGACAACUAGUAUCUGAAUGUGUCUCCUGUGACCAUUCUUUGAAAGUGGAACAAAUUUCGGUUGCUACUGUUGAUGAGCUUGAGGAACUAAAGAAGUUCGUAAGGCAAGAGAAUGAGUGGUCACUUCAGAGUAUAAAGCUCUUGGAAGCUUUGCUGACUAUUUGUCUACACAGCGCAAAUAGUACCCAACAGAAAGUGGAAGUGGAGUUGCUUCACCAGAGUGUGUGUCUGGAAGAUAUAUUACUUGAAAUGCGGGACCAGCUUGCCCAGUCAAGAGCAAUUGAAACGUACUUGGCAAAACCUCUGUUAGAUUCGCUGCUUCGAGUUGCGCUGGGAAAUUAUUCUGCUGAUCUGGAUCAUUCUGAAGAGAAAACAGAGAAGAUCCAUCAUACGGAAAAGGAGUCUGUGUCCCAACCUGAAGACCUUUCUGAAGAAGCUGAAGAAUCGCAGUGCUGUAGUUUUAAACUCUUUGCUGAAGAGGAAGGCUAUGAAGCAGAUAGUGAAAGUAACCCGGAUAGUGAAAGCAAGGAUGAAGGAACAGACACUAAAAGAGAAGCGGGAUGCAUGGUCCCUUCAAGUUAUUCCAGUGACCUAACUGAAAACAUCAAUCAAGGAGAAUUAAUAUACCCUGAAAUCUGUAUGCUAGAAUUGAACUUGCUCUCAGCUGGCAACCCAAGCCUAGAUGUACUUGCCCAUGUUUUCCAGAGCUUCUUGAAAGUCAUCAGGCAGAAGGAGAAAAAUGCCACUUUCCUUAUGCAACAGGGAGCUGUAAAAAGUCUUUUGGGAGGAUUCCUAAACAUCUUGAUACAGAAGGACUCCAGUUUUCAUGCAUGCCAAAUAGUGCUGGUAGAGCUUCUAGUGUCUUUGAUGAGCUCAAGGACGUGUGCAGAAGAGCUAACCCUUCUCUUGAGGGUAUUUUUAGAGGAAACACCUUGUACAGAGAUACUACUUAAAGGUAUCUUGAAGAUUGUGGAGACGAAUAUCUAUAUGAGUCCAUUACAAUAUCUCUCCUUCCCCUUGCUAAAGAGCCCAAAUUUAAAUAGCAGUUCUUCACAAAAAUCAACUAGUGCACUCAACAGCAAGACCAUAGGACUAUUAAAAAGAGCAAAGUUUUCACAAAAUAAGAAGGAAGCAGAUGGUGAGAAUUUGACUCACCAGCUUCUUUCUUCUUGGCACGUAGCCCCAAUCCACUUGCCUUUGGUGGGGCAAAACUGUUGGCCGCACAUGUCUGAGGGCUUCAGUGUCUCAUUGUGGUUUCAUGUGGAAUGUGUUCAAGAAACAGAAAGUCCCACAGAAAAAGGGAAGAAGAUGAAGAAAAGAAGCAAAUCACUAAUUGUGCAAGAGAGCAGUUUUGAUGGCACAAAAGAAAGCAAAUCUGUACAAAUGGAGUAUCUUAACUUGGGGGACAAACUUGUUGAAGAUGGCUGCAUUCAUAUAAUUUCAUUGGGUUCCAAAGCAUUGAUGAUACAAGUCUGGGCUGAUUUGAACACUGGAGCUUUCAUAUUUCGUAUGUGUAUGGAUCCAAAUGAUGAAAUGAAAGCUGGCCUGCUAGCACAGGCUGAAUCACCAGAGAACAUUUUCCUUAUAGGCAAGUGGCAGCAUUUGGCAAUAACAUAUUUGCAACAGCCAGAAGGCAAGAAGAAUAUCCACGGAGAACUGUCACUAUGGGUCUCUGGUGAGAGGAAACGUGAGAUCAGUUUAGAUUACACUCUACCAAGAAAAACAAGUUUAUCUGACAGCAAUAAAACCUUUUGUAUGGUUGGUCAUUGCACAUCAUCCCAAGAAGAACUGCUACAAUUGGCUGGGAAAUGGGAUCUGGGAAAUCUGCUUCUCUUUAAUGGUGCAAAGAUUGGUCCAGAGGAAGCAUUCUACCUAUACGCCUGUGGGCCAGACUUUACCUCUAUAAUGCCUUGUAAAUAUGGCAAAACAAUGACUGACUACUCCAAAUAUAUAAGUAAAGACAUUCUACAGUGUGAACAAAUUAAGGAAUUCUUCAUGAAAAAGAAAGAAGUGGACACUGGACCUUUAACUGAAAGUCUCGCUGUUGUCUAUACCACUUGCUGCCCUGCUCAGUACACCAUAUAUGAACCUGUUAUUAGACUGAAAGGUCAAGUGAAAACUAUGCCCUCUCAGAGACCUUUCAGUUCAAAAGAAGUUCAGAGCAAUUUAUUGGAUCCUCAUCACCUGAAAAUGCUUCAGCCUGUUGAAUAUAAAACUCUUCAGGGCAUACUGCAUGAGCUUGGAGGAACAGGUGCAUUUGUCUUUCUCUUUGCUAGGGUUAUUGAUAUCAGCAACUGUGAAGAGACUCAAGCUUUAGCACUACAAGUUAUACUCUCAUUAACAAAAUACAACCAACAGAGAAUACAAGAGAUGGAAAACUGUAAUGGAUAUUCCAUGAUCCAUCAGGUGUUGAUCAAACCCAAGUGUAUUGUUGGAUUUCGCAUUUUGAAGACCCUUCUUGAAGGAUGCUGCAGUGAUGAGAUUCUUACUAUAAAUGAGAGCGGACAAUUCAUGCUUGAUGCAGAUUCCACUGCAGUAAUACAAGAUAUUAAAUUGCUAGAAGAGUUACUGUUUGAUUGGAAGAUAUGGUCUAAAGCACAGCAAGGUGUUUGGGAAACUCUUUUAGCAGCUCUGGAAAUCCUUAUCAGAGCUAACCAUCAUGAACAGAUGUUUAACAUCAAACAACUGUUGAAAGCUCGUGUGGUGCAUCACUUCCUGCUAACUUGUCAGGUUCUGCAGGAGCAAAAGGAAGGGCAUCUUACAUCCCUGCCUCGGGAGGUUUGUAGAUCAUUUGUGAAAAUAAUUGAAGAAGUGCUUGGAUCUCCCCCAGACCUGGAAUUACUGACACUGAUCUUCAAUUUCCUCUUAGCAGUUCACCCUCCCACUAAUACAUAUGUUUGUCACAAUCCCACCAACUUCUACUUUUCCCUGCACAUAGAUGGCAAAAUUUUCCAGGAAAAGGUCCAAUCGAUCAAGUAUCUGAGAAAUUCCAGCAUUGGUGGAAAAUCAAUUGACAGUCCUACACAUUUAACUACAAGUCCAGCUGGAUUUACUGCUUCACCACUGGGAGGAAACAUUAUUUCCAAGAUUAGUGUACCACAGAUAACACACACUCAGGCACCUGAACGGCGUUGCAAAAGCCUACCAGCAUCUCCUACCUCCUCACCACAAGUGCAUCCAAAAAACCUACGUGGGAGCUUGGGUAGAAGCAUUGAUGACUUACAGGAAGUUGGGGAGAGUGACUCUGUUGAUCCACAGGAAAAAAAUAUUUUUGUGGAAAACUCUGAAACGUUAAAAAGGGUACAGGAGGAACUCUGUGUCAGCAGCUGUGAGUCUGCAAAAACAGUUUGUGACUCGGAGUUAACAUCUGCUGAAGCAUUGGUUGACAUUUCAAAAGAAGAACUAGAAUUAUCUGAGAACAAAGAGCUAAAUGCAGAACUGAAAAGUAAUGAGGAUGGUGCUGCAGUUGAAUCAUUGUUGCGCCGUCCUGACAAUCUGAAGGGGCUGCCUUCAUUUCAGAAAAGUCAAAAUAAUUUUGCAGGCUUGGGUCUAGCGUUUUCUGCUCAGAGUGGAUCAUCCUCCAUUGCUUGCUGGCCAACCCUCGCUGAUAGGAGUGCACUUCUUGAAGAAUGGGAAAGCCUUACCUUCUCUUCAAUUAGUGAACAGACCUUUAAAAGAUCUGAAAGACCUGAUUAUAGAUCCACAGAAGAUUGCCUUGUGCUUAUAUGCUGUGGAUUGUAUGACCUCUUACGUGGAGUUCUUUUAAUCCUGCCAGAUAUCAUGCUAGAAGAUGUGAUAGACAAACUUAUUCAGCCUGACACUCUUAUCGUUCUUGUGAACCAUCCAUCUCCUCUCAUACAACAAGGAGUCAUUAAAUUGUUGGAUGCAUAUUUCAACAGAGCAACCAGGGAACAAAAGGAAAAAUUCUUAAAGAAUCGUGGCUUCUCCUUGUUAGCCAACCAGUUGUAUCUUCACCAAGGAACUCAGGAACUUUUGGAGUGCUUUUUGGAAAUGCUCAUUGGUCGAUCUGUUGGUCUUGAUGAAGAAUUUGACAUGGAAGAUGUAAAAAAUGCUGGACUUUUUCAAAAAUGGUGUGUCAUUCCUGUUCUGGGACUUGUAGAGAAUUCUCUCUAUGACAACGUACUGCUGCAUAAUUCCUUCUGCCUUCUGCUACAAAUCAUAAAUUCAUGCUCUAAAAUGGCAGACAUGCUGCUUGAUAAUGGUUUGCUAUAUGUGCUGUGUAAUACUUUAGCAGCCCUUAAUGGUCUAGAAACAAACAUUCCUUUGAAUGACUACAAGUUACUUGUGUGUGAUAUAAAACAAUUACUAGUAGCAGUCACAAUUCAUGCCUGCAGUUCCUCAGGUUCUCAGUAUUUUCGUGUUAUUGAGGACCUCAUUAUACUACUGGGACAUCUUCAAAAUAAUAAAAAUGAGAAGACACAAAACAUGGCAAUUGCUCUGCAAUUCAGAGUUCUUCAGGCAGCGAUUGAAUUAAUAAAAGCUACAGCAAACCGAGACUCACAGGAUCUGGCUAACUCUUUACGUUUACCUGCUACCCAUCAUAACGCAAUGUUUCAAAAACGUAAAAGCAUUGCUGGUUCCAGGAAAUUUUCUCUUGCUCAGUCUGACACACUAGUGAUGAAAAUGCGUUUAGUAGCAAGUGAUGAACUUAACAUGAUGAUGCAGCAGAGAAUGAGCCAAGAGAAUCCUAUUCGAGCCACUGAGACUGAGUUUAUACAGAGGUUACAGAGACUCACUGUUCUAGCAGUUAACAGGUUCAUUUAUCAAGAACCUACUGAAGAUUGCCUUGAUGUAUUGGGUACACCAGAGACCACAAUUCAAUGCAGACUUUCAACAUCCCAGCUGGAAGCCUCUGAAGAGGAGGACCAACAAGAACUGCCUAGCAAUACAAAUUAUUUUCUGAAAGAAAUGUUCAACAUGAUGCUUGAAGGAAUCAAAGUAUCCAUUGGUACAAGCAGAAUCAGCACGCCUAGGCAACAGUGGAAGAGAAUCCUCUGGUCCUGUAAGGAUACAUUCCGUAUGCAGCUUGGAAAACUCCUAGUGCAUAUUUUGUCUCCAGCACAACCAUUGCAAGAAAGAAAGAAAGCUUUGGAGUUAGUAUGUGAAACAAACCACCGGGAGAUUAUGCGAGAUUGUCUCAGCCCAGCUCUGCAACAUGGACCUAAAUUAGCCCUCUAUCUGUAUGAGUUAACGCAUGAUCACAAGGAUGAAUUGACUGAAGAAGAACAAGUAUCAUCAGGAAUAUUUAUGAAUGCAUUAAAAUUUUGUGGCUAUAAAUGCAUUUCUCCCAGUGCUCCACGAGAACCAGACUUCCUUAAAGCCAUGAAAGAGAAGUAUGAGGCAGAGGAAUGUGUGAACAAAGCUGCUUGGCAGAAGACUAUGAUUAAUAAUCAGCAAAAUCUCUCUCAGCGUCUGGAUGCAAAGUCAAAAGAUAUUUCCAAAAUUGCUGCAGACAUCACCCAGGCAGUCUCUUUUUCGCAGGGAAUGGAAAGAAAGAAGGUGAUUCAGCACAUUAGAGGAAUGUAUAAAACAGAUUUAAGUGCCAGCAGGCAUUGGCAGGAACUUGUUCAGCAACUUACACAUGACAGAACACUCUGGUAUGAUCCUGUCUACUACCCAACAUCUUGGCAACUAGAUCCAACAGAAGGCCCAAACCGAGAGAGGCGCCGUUUGCAGAGGUGCUAUUUAACUAUACCAAAUAAGUACCUGCUCAGAGAUAGGCACAAACAGGAAGAAGUGAUCAAACACCCUUUGUCUUACCUAUUUGAAGACAAAACACAUUCCUCUCAUUCUUCCACUGUAAAAGACAAAGCAGCAAGUGAGAAUAUAAGAGUGAAUCGAAGAUGCAUCAAUGUAGCACCUUCUAGAGAAACAGCUGGGGAAUUGUUGUUAGGCAAAUAUGGAAUGUAUUUUGUUGAAGACAAUGCUUCCGACACAAUAGAAAGUUCUAGUUUUCACAGGGAAACUGAACCAGCAUCAUUUUCUUGGACAUAUGAAGAAAUCAAGGAAGUUCAUAAGAGAUGGUGGCAAUUAAGAGACAAUGCUGUGGAAAUAUUUUUAACAAAUGGCAGAACUUUACUCUUAGCUUUUGACAACACAAAGGUCCGUGAUGAUGUGUACCACAACAUCUUAAUGAACAACCUGCCUAAUCUUUUGGAGUAUGGGAACAUUACUGCUUUGACCCAUCUAUGGUACACAGCACAGAUUACCAACUUUGAAUACCUGACUCAUUUAAACAAACAUGCUGGCCGUUCCUUCAAUGAUCUCAUGCAGUAUCCAGUAUUUCCCUUUAUACUUUCUGACUACACCAGCGAAACACUGGACCUAAAUGAUCCAUCUGUUUAUAGAAAUCUAGCCAAACCCAUAGCUGUACAGUCUAAAGAAAAGGAAGAUCGAUAUGUGGAUACUUACAAGUAUUUGGAAGAGGAGUACCGCAAAGGAGCUAGAGAGGAUGACCCCAUGCCUCCUGUGCAGCCUUAUCACUAUGGAUCUCAUUACUCCAACAGUGGAACUGUACUUCACUUUCUAGUUAGAUUGCCUCCUUUCACUAAAAUGUUCUUAGCUUAUCAAGAUCAAAGUUUUGACAUCCCAGAUAGAACCUUUCAUUCUACCCACACAACUUGGCGUCUCUCCUCCUAUGAAUCUAUGACUGAUGUGAAGGAGCUUAUCCCAGAAUUUUUCUAUCUUCCAGAGUUUUUAGUUAACAGAGAAGGUUUUGAUUUUGGACUGCGUCAAAAUGGCGAAAGAGUAAACCAUGUCAAUCUCCCCCCAUGGGCUCGUAAUGAUCCCCGUCUCUUCAUCCUGAUUCAUCGUCAGACUUUAGAGUCUGAUCAUGUCUCCCAGACAAUCUGUAACUGGAUUGAUUUAGUGUUUGGGUAUAAGCAAAAGGGCAAGGCUUCGGUUCAAGCUAUCAAUGUUUUCCAUCCUGCUACCUACUUUGGGAUGGAUGUUUCUGCUGUUGAGGAUCCAGUUCAAAGAAGAGCCCUGGAAACAAUGAUAAAAACAUAUGGACAAACCCCUCGUCAGUUGUUCCACACAGCACAUGUCAGCAGACCCGGCUCCAGGCUCAUAAUAGAUGGAGAACUUCCCGCUGCCAUGGGGUUAUUAGUGCAGUUUGCUUUCAGAGAAACCAGGGAGCACUCUAAAGAAAUAGUAUAUCCAAGUCCUUUGCCUUGGAUAAAAGGUUUAAAGUGGGGGGAAUAUGUAGGUUCCCCAAGUGCUCCAGAUCCAGUUGUUUGCUUCAGCCAGCCACAUGGAGAAAGGUUUGGCUCUCUGCAGGCUCUGCCAACUAGGGCCAUCUGUGGUUUGUCCCAAAAAUUCUGCCUUUUGAUGAUAUACAGCAAAGAGCAAGGUGUGAGAAGCAUGCACAGUACAGAUAUCCAGUGGUCAGCCAUUCUGAGUUGGGGAUAUGCUGAUAACAUUUUAAGACUAAAAAGCAAGCAAAGUGAACCUCCAAUAAAUUUUAUACAGAGUUCACAGUUGCACCAGGUAACAAGUUGUGCUUGGGUACCAGACAGUUGCCAGCUUUUUACAGGUAGCAAAUCUGGUGUCAUCACAGCGUAUAUCAACAGAUUCUCUAGCAAUAUGCAUUCCGAGAUAGAAAUGGAAUCUCAAGUACAUCUGUAUGGUCAUACAGCAGAGAUAACCAGCUUAUUUGUCUGCAAACCAUAUAGUAUAAUGAUAAGUGUAAGCAAGGAUGGAACCUGCAUCAUCUGGGAUUUGAACAGGCUGUGCUAUGUCCAAAGUCUUGCUGGACACAAGAGUCCUGUGACAGCAGUCUCUGCUAGUGAAAUGACAGGUGAUAUUGCAACAGUUUGUGAUUCAGUUGGAGGGGGCAGUGAUCUGAGACUUUGGACGGUAAAUGGUGAUCUUGUAGGACAUGUGCACUGCAGGGAAAUCAUAUGCUCUGUUGCUUUCUCUAACCAGCCGGAAGGAGUGUCCAUCAAUGUUAUUGCAGGGGGGUUAGAAAAUGGGGUUGUAAGGCUGUGGAGUACUUGGGACUUGAAACCUGUGCGGGAAAUUACAUUUCCUAAAUCAAAUAAACCUAUUGUAAGCCUUACAUUUUCCUGUGACGGUCAUCACUUGUACACCGCAAAUAGUGAAGGAACUGUUAUAGCUUGGUGUCGCAAGGACCAGCAGCGCUUGAAACAACCCAUGUUCUACUCGUUCCUUAGCAGCUAUGCAGCUGGCUGAUGACUCUUCAUGCUGCUAAAUCACCAUAUCUCUGAAGCACUUUAAAUCCAGAGUAGAUCAUAGAACCUCUGUUAUUUAAUUGGAUUUUGAAAUGUAUUGAACUUUAAAACAAGUGAGUUAAUGAAAGCAUACAUCAAUCUGAAGCUACUGUAAAAUGUGUGUAUGCAUGCCUCAAAUUUUAAACCAUAUCAAGGUUACAGGGAAGUUCUGGUUUUAUAUACUCUGAUACAAGCAACGUGGUGCACAAAUGCACUAAUCAACAAGCUGAAAUGCUGCAGUGUAAAAUGUAAUAUUUUUAAAAAUAAUUUCUUGUACACAAGUAUUCCAAAUCUUGACUCACUAGUGGUGACUUUUUCCCUUUCAUUCUUUGUGUUGUAAAGUACCAAUAGCAUUAAAAUUUCUUAAAUAUUUAUAAGAUUGUCAAUGUGUGUAUCUGAUCAGUCAGUACAAUCCAAUUGGCUCUAGCAUUAGUACCCCAAAAAUUUAAAAAUGGAGGAUUCAAAACUGCUUUUUUUGAGAAGCAAGUAACUCAGUAGGUGCUUUGUGCACCAACCAUUUUAUCAUGUCAUAAUGAUAAAAAUUGAACUUCCGUUAUUCCCAAUAUUCCAUAGCUUUUGCUAAUUAUUGUCCUACUAGAGCUGAGAAGACAGUCUUGUAACAGACAGAAACCAAUGUAUCUGUGUUUUAAUAACAACCAGACACCUCCAGGCAACAUGAAACAAUAGUUAAACAAGAUUUUUUUAUCUAAUUGUAAAUUGCACAAAUGCAUAAUACUAGUUAGUUAUUACGAAUCUAAGUGGCAGAAUAUAUUUAGCAUACAUCUGAGUUCAAAAAUACAAAGAAAACAGCGCUGAUAUCAUCUGCUCCCAUUUAGUGCCAUGUGAGAGUUAAAUACAUGUAAAAUGUUUGAAUAAGACCAUAACUGCUUGUCUAAUCAGUGUUCAUCAUAUAUGUCAGAUCAUUCAGAAAAGUUUAUGCAGACAUAGAGUGCAAAUAUGAUAUUUAUUCCUAGGUGCUAAUCUUUGAAAAAGGAACAUGCAUUCAAGUCAGGGGUUAAUACUUCACAACCUAUCAAUUGAAUUUGAAGGUGAAUUUUUUUGUAUGGCAUCCUCCAGACAGGACUGACACACUCUCAGUAACUUAAGUAUUCGGAAAGCCAAUAUCAGCUGAGCAUAAUUACAUAUUCCUCCACUAUGGGGAAAAAAGUUACAACCCAAAAAUGCCACAGAAACCUAUUAAGUAGUUAAAACCUAUUUUUUCCUUUAAAUCACUUACACAUUCCACUUCUACCAUAUAGAUUUUAUGGCCUAUAUUUUUACUCAUUGCAUGUAUUUAUCCUUCUGCAAAACACUGUACUAUAAGAUCUAUAAUUUGUCGUCUGGUGAUAAAGACAAAGUAUGUAUAGAUACCUGCAAAUCAUAAUAUACACACAAUCUGUGAAUUUGUUCUGAAAAUUCCAAGUGUACAUCUUUAAAUUUCUAGAUUUUCAAAAAACUUUAUAGAUUAAGUACAAGGAUCUUCCCAGAGUUCAUAUUCUGAAAAUAGAUCUUUUGGACCAGUGAAGAAUAAGCAAAUGGCUGCAUACUGUAUGAAUUUAACUUUUUAAAUGCAUAUAUUGCAGGUACAUUUUACAAGCUGGCUUUAAUCAUGUUUUUCAUACUCCAAAUACAAAUGGAGAAGCUUUUUGGUUCAUGUUGAAGUUAUAUGCUUCAUUUAAAACUUUUUGUUUUGGAGGCUUUUACUUGCUCCCCAAUUUAAAUAUGGGAUGUUGCUCAUGGAGUCUUGUUUUUUAAAAAGCAGCAUUCCAUUUGUUAUAAAUCUCAGAUAUGCAAAAUAGCUGUUCUUGUAAAAAGUGCAAUAUUAUAUUUUUAUGUAAAACACAAAUGAACUUUUGGGGCAGGGAAUAUUUAUUCAGCUUGAUAACAUGUUUUGGAAAUAUUAAAACACCUCAUGAUAGUGUAUGUGCAUGUCAGGCUGAAAAUUCCUGUAAAUAAUCACAUGUUGCACUGUCUUUGUAUACACUGCCGCCUGUGGUGUUGGGUAAUAAAUCGUUAAUUUGAUACAAAUAUAGAUAAAA
Molecule: messenger RNA, 13829 nt
Organism: Dermochelys coriacea (leatherback sea turtle)
Lineage: Eukaryota; Metazoa; Chordata; Testudines; Dermochelyidae
Gene: LYST
Product: lysosomal trafficking regulator
Exons: 53
Coding region: 347-11752 (3801 amino acids)
Biological process (GO): intracellular protein localization
Cellular component (GO): cytosol; membrane
Molecular function (GO): protein kinase binding
Source: RefSeq, a predicted model, not a curated record